AUGGCUCCCCUUGCGCAAGCGCUCUCCCCUCAGCUCGUUGAAUCAAGCACGUCGGGUUUACCGAAGCACGUGUACCGAGGGACCGUUGACCCUGGAUGGGUCGUAGGAUCUGUUCCACAUGGAGGAUACGUUCUUGGCCUGCUUAUCAUGGCCAGUAUGAAAAGUCAACAACAAACAAAGCAUAAAGACCCAAUCCACGUUACGGCGCAUUUCAUGCAACCCACAGCGCGGGAAGAAUACACCAUUCAAGUCCAGGUCAUUCGUACUGGUUCACGAUUCUCGAAUCUGACCGCGAACCUCAUUCAAAACGGCGAAACCAAAGUACUCACGCACAUCAUAUUCGGCACGCUCAUAGAGUUUGACGAACCCGAACCUGCAGUCUCGAUCUCAGAAUACGAGCACAUCCCUCCGACCCAUCCUCUCUUCAGACCCAUCCCCUUCUCGACUCAUCCACGCAACUCGGCCCCCUCCAAAAUGCACUUUAAAUACGGCAAAUUUAGAAACGAAGUCAGAAGCGCCCAUGAUUCAACGAUCAUGGCCCGGAACCGUGUCAAACUAGAGGCUGAGCCUGGCACGCACGACGGAGGACUCGAGUCGGGCGCUUGGUGGGAGUUGGCAGGAGAGAACGAAGAAUUGCAUUUGAGCAUGAUUCCGUUCUUUGCGGACAUAUUUGACAAUACGCCUUCGAUCUUGUCGCAGGUUCAUGGGAAAGAGAUACCAGCUAUGUGGUAUCCGACCAUGGUCAUGACGAUUGAGUUCAAGCGAAAACUACCCCGACGAGGGAUGCCUGGAUAUUCGAGUAGGACAUUGGGUGUAUAUUCAAAAGGAUCAUUUUUGGAACACGGGCGCCACGACAUGUAUGGCGAGAUCUGGAGCGCGCCUAGCUGUAUCGGCCAAUCAGACGGAAGAGACCCAACGGACGGCAGUUGGAAAAAGGACAUGCGGUGCGUGGCCAUCACGGGACAAAUGGCACUCAGCGUGUCUAUAGCGAUUAAUGAAAGCAAAGGCGACAAGGCAUCUAAAGCCAAACUGUAA
Messenger RNA from Rhizoctonia solani, 1035 nucleotides. Its product is annotated as thioesterase family protein. The transcript has 4 exons. The coding region runs from base 1 to 1035 and encodes 344 amino acids. The record is from RefSeq and is a predicted model, not a curated record. Lineage: Eukaryota; Fungi; Basidiomycota; Agaricomycetes; Cantharellales; Ceratobasidiaceae.